This is a messenger RNA of Fusarium pseudograminearum CS3096, 927 nucleotides long. RefSeq lists its product as uncharacterized. The transcript has a single exon. The coding region runs from base 1 to 927 and encodes 308 amino acids. Lineage: Eukaryota; Fungi; Ascomycota; Sordariomycetes; Hypocreales; Nectriaceae. The record is from RefSeq and is a predicted model, not a curated record.
AUGGAUACAGACUGCGACAUGACGAACUGGCCUCCAGUACGAGUAGCUAUCUCCUUGGAUGAUACCUACCGUACCCACAGCGACGACCAAGAUCCAGAGGCUCUAUUCGAAAAGGCUAUGCGAUAUCUCGGUUCCAUAACCGCAAACCACACAGCUACGCCAGAGUACAAGGAGACUCUUAUCAAAUGGACCAACGAUUCAGUGAUUCACGCGAUAUACGGGAGCAACAUGAUAGAGUGGGCUGGACUACAUUGGGAAGCAACAUUUAAUCACUGUCACCAAGUACUUCAAGGGUUGGAUCCUUCUGUGGGCGGUGAUUCAGACGAUAUCCGAGGUCAACGCGAAGUCGUACAACACAUGAAAGCCUACCAGCACAUCCUCCGUCGCUUCGUUUUUCUGGGAGAGGACAUGUCAGAAGAACUCAUAAAAGAUACGCACGCGAUCCUCUGCAAAGGCGUUUCAAUCAUCGACCCUGAAUAUCCAGAAGUGCCCUACGAGAGAUACGCGGGCAAAUAUCGCACAGUUCCUGUGGGUGCGGGCAGCACCAUGUUUAUUAUGCCCAAAUUCGUCCCAGCCAAGAUGACCGAGAUGUGUGCCAAUAUUAAGAGGGAACUCCAGGAAGGGGAUAACGGUUUGGACCUGUUUUCGCUUGCGUCGAAAUACUCGCUCAGAUUUGUCGAGAUUCAUCCCUUUCAAGACGGCAACGGACGCAUGUGUCGGAUGAUCCUCAAUGCUAUUUUGUUUCGGUAUCUUGGAAUCGUCGUUCCAAUCGGGGAGACGGAAGAAGAUUGUAUCGAGUAUAUAAAUAUCAAGAAGCGCGCUUCAAGGGAUAUGGAGGGACAUGGAGAAUAUGCCACUUUUGUGCUGAAGAAGGGAGCGAAAUCUAUACAGAAGUUGAAGCAAAAGCUUCAGGGAAAAAAGACGUAA